This is a messenger RNA of Ananas comosus (pineapple), 2293 nucleotides long. RefSeq names its product protein LNK1-like. Gene Ontology annotation, biological process: regulation of DNA-templated transcription; circadian rhythm. The coding region runs from base 31 to 2070 and encodes 679 amino acids. The record is from RefSeq and is a predicted model, not a curated record. The transcript has 10 exons. Lineage: Eukaryota; Viridiplantae; Streptophyta; Magnoliopsida; Poales; Bromeliaceae.
UUUUUGCAACGUGCGCUGGUAUGGUCGGUUAUGAAACACGAAGUUAAAUCAUCUUUUCUCACGAAUAUUCACCAGCAAAGCGAAAGGGCGAAGGGAGAGAGAAGCCUCCUCACAAGUCGAUAUCUCUGCGAGUGUAUCUCCCUAAAAGUAUCGAGCUCGAUUAGGGUUUGGGGUUCUUAUUUCGCUCAAAAUCGCCACCGAGAUUGGGAUUUUAGUAAAUGUGAGAUCAAACUCAACGGCGUUUUACAGCUUCGGUCGAGGGUAAAGUGUUUGUGUGAUAUGUCGGAUUUUGAGAUCAUGGAUUUAUUGUGGGAAAAAUUCAGUCAGAGUGAUUAUCAUAUAGUGCCAAUUCUAUUUGGUGAGCAGGUAAAUCUGGCUUCGAAUGACGUUGGAAAGAAGCCACAAUUUGUGAUGGGAAAUUCUGUUGGAGAAAGCAGGGAAGUAAUUAAAUCUGGGAACAGUAAUGUAUGCAGAAAAGAAGCAGACUUCUGCUAUCUUUCAGAGGAAAGGAGCACCACUGCACCAGAGGGAAUAUGGUCUCAUCCUUUAAAAGAAAUAAGCAUCACGUCAUAUGAUUAUGUUGAAGGCAGCACAUCCUCUGCUGAUAAUCCUCUUCUUGGAGCUAGCAAUACUGCAUAUGAGUGCAAUGCCGGCCACUUUUCACUUAGUGGUACGUCUUCAGCUGAUGGCGGACUUAUUCUUACGCAAAAUGGAUACAAUCACAUCGAAAAUGAUAUCCUAUGCUAUGAUUUACCUGACAUCGGCAACUUCGAUGAUAUAGACAGAACUUUUAGAAACUAUGAUUCCACAUUUGGGCAAGGAAGCAGUACGCUAGAUGAGAUAUCAAGGUUUUCAAUGUCUACGCCUGGUAUUUAUGGUCCAGAAGAUAACUUUUUGCUGGACUUGCAGUGUUCAAAUUUAGGUAAUACACAGUCUGAAGACAAUCCUAUGACUGCUUUGAAUGAUAAGACUGCUAAUACCGGCAUGCAAUCUUCAGCGUUUGUCGAUGAUACUGACAUUAUGUGUAAACCUAUGAUCCAACAACAGGCAUUUGAUAAAAGUCAAGGGAAUAAAAUUAUCAGCUCUUACACAAAAAAAAUCAAUGAUAGCGGCUUAAAUGCACGUGAAGACAUUGAGACUAGUACACACAAGCAGCUGAAAAGACUACGCUCACCUGAAGGAAGGAGAAAAGAACGAAUUUCAGACUGCACUAGUAGCAAUUCUUCUUGUGGUUCCAAACAAAUGCGGCAAUUUUCAGAUCAAAAACAAAAAUAUCUUGCUUCUGAUAUUCUUGUUCAUGGAACCUAUCAUUCUCAACUUGCAGACCCAAAUCAUUUCUUGCUCCCUGAAGCUUCUGGUAGCACGCAAACCUUCAAUACCCAUGAACAACUUGGGCGUUGCCUCCCAUCACAACAGGAUCUCUUCAUGCAUGCGAGUACAAGCAUUAGCUCUCAGAGAGAUAAUAAGUCUUCAUCUUUUCUUAAAUCUCCGGAUAUUAUACUCAAGGAAAUGACGGAGGAACUAUUCCCUGAACAAAACUUAAUACCUGCACCGACUAUGAAGCAGCAACCUGAGCUUCUGUUGGAUACAAAUGCUGUUCAGAAGCAGAACCAUAAAUUUCUUAAAGGAGGUGAGAAUGAAAUACGGAAUGCAGGCUUAAACAUUCCCACAGUUGCAGCAGGUUUUUCACCAGUACAGAAGAAUUUUUACAUUGCUGCUUUUUCUGAGGAGAUGUCAAAUAGCAUUAUUCUCCAGCAACUUCAGGGAGUCAUGGAUCAGUUGAAUGUCAGAAUGAAAGAAUGCAUAAGGGACAGUUUAUAUCGAUUGGCCAGGAGUGCUGAACAAAGGCAUAGUUUUUUGACAAAUAACAGUAGUAAAGGCGGUACAGGAAGGGUUCUGGAAUCACAAGAUUUGAACAGGUGUGUGGCUUCCACUUCAGUCGAAAUUGAGACGAAUCCGAUAGAUCGGUCAAUCGCAAAUCUACUCUUCCACCGACAUGCAGGGCCUAUUUUUGGGUUGCCUGAUUAUGCCAUGCUCGACGGACCGUUUAUCACGAAUGAGCAACUCUGAGGCCCUAUACAGCAUCUGAGCAACUUCGUCUGAUCAACUAGGUUUGCUAAGAGUUACAACAAUGUAAAUUUCCAAAACAGCUAUUAAUAAUGAGAAUUCGGCAAUUUUGAACUCUGCACAUGCUGAACCUUGUACAUAAAUAGUGUCAAAGAGUAGGGAUGUCAAUGGAUACAGAUAUCCGAAAUUUUAUCCGAACUUGAAUCCGAACGGAGCGAUUUAUUUU